Eimeria mitis is the source of this 2475-nucleotide messenger RNA. RefSeq lists its product as uncharacterized. The coding region runs from base 1 to 2475 and encodes 824 amino acids. Gene Ontology annotation, biological process: regulation of DNA-templated transcription. Gene Ontology annotation, molecular function: DNA-binding transcription factor activity. NCBI's taxonomy places the organism in Eukaryota, Apicomplexa, Conoidasida, Eucoccidiorida, Eimeriidae. The transcript is spliced from 3 exons. The record is from RefSeq and is a predicted model, not a curated record.
AUGGCGGGUACAUCCCCAGAUCCCGUGGCUUUCGUGGAGCAGGGGUCAGGAAUGGGGGGUUCGCAGCGGCAGCAGCAGCGGCAGGAUGGGGGGAGAACUGCUGCAUCUGAUGCUGCGUCUCUUAGUGCUGCUGAGGAAGAGGAUGAGCAGAAGCAGCAGGAACCGCAGAGCGAGAAAUAUCCAGAGGGAAGUGGAGACAGCUCUGAGCGGCAAUCUUCAAAUGGCUGGAGUGUCAGGUCGCUGCCGGCAGAGGACCAGCCGCAACAGCAGGUGCAGCAGCACCGGCAGUGGGAAGCAGGAGGAGCAGCAGAAGCGUCUGCUUCAACGGAAAGAAAGAACAGUGGUGCAUCCGUGGCAGUGUCUGAGGUUGCUCUAGGUGAGCUGUCUGGAGGACUUCCUUCUCUUGCAGCAUUUUUGGCGGGACAGGCAAAUUCGAAGGCGUCCAGCUCAUCAGAGGCCGCGACUAAAAAAGGGGAUGAGUGUCUUCAAGAGAAAAGAGAAGAGCCGUCAGAGAGAGCGUCGUCCCCGCCGGCAGCAGCGGGUGCAGCAGCAGGUGCGGCGCCAGCAGGAGCACUAAGGGGCGGUGGGCAGGCGGCGUCAGCAACGACUGAUGCUGGAGAAGAUGCAGGUGAAACAGAAGUGGAAGCAUCAGGUGCUGCUGGAGCUGGAGAAGAAUGUGGCGAGGAGGGUGAAUCGCGCUCGUCGUCAGCAGCAGCAACGGAGGAAACUGCUGCAGGUCCUGCUGGGGCUACACCGCGACGGCGGCAGCGGGUUGUGGGACCUGAGUUGUAUUCGCGUUGGCAAAUGUGGGCGAAGAAGGUUGAGCGCGUGAAGGGUGUUUGCUACAGCAGCACUCGCCACGAGUGGAUUGCAGUGGGUCCGGUUCAACAGGGCAGCAGCGGGCGAAAGAAAAAUGUGUAUUUCUCUGUCCCCAGGUACGGCUUCUCGGAGGCGAGGCAGCUAGCUGUUGAAUGCAGGAGGAGGCAGGAGGAAAUUUUGGCGGGAGGUGGAGACAAAGCCGUUGACGCAGCUGCAAUCGCAGCAGAGCUCACGGAGAAGUACAGGCAAAGAGCGGGAGCUGCUGCGGCUGCAGCAGCAGCUGCCGCUGCUGCAGGCCAGCCGCUGCCGGACGGCGACGACAGCGAUGAGCUCGAAAGACUAGGCCUCACUCUGAUGGAGGAGACCGAUGAAGGCAGCAAAACGGAUGCAGAGGAAGCGUCAGCAGCAGCAGACACAGACAGCAGCAGAGGCGCCGCGUCUAGUGCUGCAGGCAGCGGCGCGCAGCAUGCAACAGCCUCCCCGUCAGGGGGCAGACCCUAUGAACUGCGGAAGAGGCGUCCGCCCACAACUCACCUCAGCGACGAUGAGGCAACGGACGGAGCCGCCAGGCGCUCAUACACCCGAACACAGCAACAAGCGCAGCACCAAAAUAACCCCAGAAAACGGGGAAGGCCCCCGAGGUCCCGCGGUGGGGCCCCGCUAAGCGACCUCCCAGCUUUCGGAGCUGCAUUCGCUGCUGCAGAUCCGCAACAACAGCAGCUCGUGCUUCAGCAACAGCAGCAGCAACAGCAGCAACAGCGGGGAGUUGCAGCUGCGGUGUGCAACACAGGCAGCAGCACCCAAGGCGUUGGCGCCAGCAGCAGCAGUGGCAGCAGCAGCAACAACAACAGCAUUAAUAUGCGUCUUUUGAGUGAAGCCCUUGGGAUGGUUCUGCAAGACUUGCUGAGGCUCUGCUCAUCCCCUUCGGCUCUUAUUGCUGCUGGCGUUCCUCGCGACGCUGUAGAUCUAUGCGCCCUCAGCUGCCGCUGCAUUGAAGCAAGCCAGCGCCGCGUGCGAGCUGCUACGUCGCCGCAGGAAUUGGAGGAGUUCGUGUCCCUAUUUAGAGACUGCAUCAUUCAGCAUAGACUGCCGAGCAGCAGAAGGCCCGAGCAGAUCCUCCUGUACGUAGAGGCUCUUGCGCGAAAAGAAAGCGCUGCUGCUGCAGCAGCGGCGGCUGCUGCAGCGGCGGCUGCAGCUGCGGGGGGGGGAACGGCAGCUAGUGGAGCAGCCACGGCAGCAGCAGCAGCUGCUGCUGCAGGCGGGAUCAGGGGCUCUCAGCUGCAGCAGCAACAGUUGUUACUGCUGCAGCAAAAAGCUGUAAAGAGCGACACCUCGCCCGUGCGGCCUCUUAAGACACUGCCGCCGGUACAGCCACAGCCACAGCAGCAUCAGCAGCAACGACUACAGCAGCUCCAGCUGUUGUCCCUGCUGCAACAGCAGCAGCAGCAGCAACAGCAGCAGCACGAGGGGCUUAGAAGGCCAGCAGCAGAAGCCUCCACUUCCCCGCCGAAGGAUGCGAUCCUCAAAAAAUAUGUAAACUUUGAGGCCUGGCGUCGCUCUUGCGUGGCUGCGUUGAACAGAGCCGAGGACUUUGGGGAUUUGCGCCGACUGCCGCAGCUCCGAGAUGCCAUUGUGUACAUCUUAGGCGCUGACUAG